AUGGCCGCCGCUGCCGGAGCGGCGCUCGGUGGCCUGAACCCGAAGCCGAAGCAGAAGCCAAACCCUAGCGCCAGCCUCCCGUCGCCGGGGAAGCCCGUCGCGCUGGCCGACAUCACCAACACCGGGAGGCCCAACCCUCCCAGAUCCGUCAGCGUCGGCGAUGUCCUCAAGGAGAACGCCAGGCUGGUCCAGCUGCUCGCCCAGAAAGACCAGCUGCUUGCCCAGAGAACCAAGUUCAUUGAGAAGAGCAGCAUCGAGAUGAACAAGUUCCGCUCCGCGCUCAACACGUCGCGCCAGCAGAACCUGAACCUUGCGCGGGCCAAUUCUCAGAUCACUGCGGAACUGAAUCACGCGAAAGAUCGACUAAAGGUACUGCAGCAUGAGCUUGCAUGUGCAGCAAUAGUGUGUAAAUUAAAGGGUUCAGGGCUCGAGCGAAAGAGUAGCACUGCUAACGACCAGCUGCAGAAACAAGUUACUUCACAGGAGGAGGUAGACGCUGCUCCAUUUGAACUUGCUGCAGUUGAGGCUCAUCAAGCUGAUAGUAAGGCCACCAGUGCUGAUGUGCACCACUCAGUUGAGACACAACCCUCUAUACCAUGUAGUACAGUCCUUGAGGAAGCACUACCGGCUAAAACAAAUAAGAGGACAUCAGUGAGUCGGCGCACAAGUAAACGAAAGUCAGAAUCAUGCGAAGGUACAAAAGACACCACCACAGUUCAGCCGAGCUACAAGCCUGAUAUGCAACCCCCUGAAUCAUCGCAGCAUGAGGAUCAGAGAAACACGCUACGCAGAAGGUCUUCUAGACUGAACCCAGGAUCUUAUGAAAUGUCAGAAGUCUCUUGUGAGACCUUGCAUAUGGACACUGAUGUCCCUUCAUCUUCUAGUUUUAGUGUUCCAGAACUAAACAAUGCAAACGACAUGCAGGGGGCAACACAAGGCAACACAGCAGGGCAUAAAGUAAAAACUUCAGUACUCAAUGAAAAUCAAAAUGAGAUGAAUAAGCAACCAGAACAAGAAGUGAUUGUGGAGGAGGGCACACAAGAAGUAGAUUCAAGGGUUGCUGCAGUCGGGGACCUCGAGGCACAUCAAAAUGACGAUAAGGCCAUGGAUGCCAGCCCAAACAAUUUACCGGAAACUCAGUCAUCUCCACAAUAUAAUAUUAAGCAUCCAGUCCCACCCGAGAAGAGAGCAAACAGGAGGGUUGCCAGUAAGCGGAAGCUGGAACCAUCUGAAGGUCAGAAAGACUCAAACAUAGAGGAGGGCAUUACUGCCAAACUUCACUCAACUUCCAGCGAACCACCGCAUCAUGAAGACAUGAGAAAAUCUAAAAGGCAAAAAUCGUCAAGAUCAAACCCAGUAUCUUGUGAGGUCACAGAGGGCACUCUUGAGACGGCGCAAGAGGAUAUUGUUGCCCCUUUACCUCCUUCCAGUUCAAAAAUCUCUACCGAGCAGAGUGAAACGGGGAAACAGAAUGCUCGCCGUCCUUCGACGGAACCUCCUGAAGAGCAGGCGGCAGGGAGGUCUUCAGUGGAGGUGACUGGUAGAAGGUCUUCCAUGCGGGGAGCAGCAAAGGCUGUCUCUUACAAGGAGAUACCACUGAAUGUGAAGAUGCGACGACCUUAAGUAGCACCUAGUAGCAUAUGGAGAAUCUGACUACUGGCAGUGUCUUUUUUUGGAGUAGAAUCAUGUUUGCUGUAUGCUUGUAGCCUGUUGUUCUCCCCGCGAGGGAAGUAUCAUGUUAUUAUUUAGCUAUAGUGGGGACGGACUGUACAUCCCACCCUUUAAAACUGACCAUGUCAAUUUGUCACAUAUAUGACCCAGCCCGGAAUGGCAAUGCUAAUUGAAACCGGGUACGCAUGUUCUGACGGUGUAAUAUCGCUGCCAACAUUAAUGGGAUUAGUUGUGUUAUUU
Lolium rigidum is the source of this 1911-nucleotide messenger RNA. Its product is annotated as shugoshin-1-like. Gene Ontology annotation, biological process: maintenance of meiotic sister chromatid cohesion; meiotic sister chromatid segregation. NCBI's taxonomy places the organism in Eukaryota, Viridiplantae, Streptophyta, Magnoliopsida, Poales, Poaceae. The record is from RefSeq and is a predicted model, not a curated record. The transcript has 17 exons. The coding region runs from base 1 to 1623 and encodes 540 amino acids. Gene Ontology annotation, cellular component: chromosome, centromeric region; nucleus.